AUGGAUGCUGAUGCAUUUUUAAUGGCUUUCAGGAGAUUUGUGUCACGAAGAGGAAUUCCGAAAGAACUGUUUUCUGAUUGCGGUACAAAUUUCAAGAAUUUAAGUUCAACCCUCCCAGUUCACCACAUUUUGGAGGAAUCUGGGAAAGAGAAAUCAACUGUUAAGAAUGCAAUCAAGUGUUGUCUGAAAGAUCGAGUCAUUACCGAGGUAGUUCUUCAAACAGUCAUUAUCGAAGCUGAAGGGCUGAUGAAUUCUAAACCUUUAGGAUAUGUUACAUCAGACAUUGCUGACAGAAAUCCUGUAACUCUAAAUAUGCUGCUAAUGAGGAGAAGAGAUCCGCCAUUACCAUCUAUUGUUUUUGGCUCUGAAGAAAUCAGAAGUAGAAAACUAUAG
Messenger RNA from Saccoglossus kowalevskii, 393 nucleotides. RefSeq lists its product as uncharacterized. Lineage: Eukaryota; Metazoa; Hemichordata; Enteropneusta; Harrimaniidae. The record is from RefSeq and is a predicted model, not a curated record.